UCACUCCUCAGUGCUUCAGCCCUCACUAAGCUGAUUCCAUAUGAGAAUAUGAGGACGGCCGUCCUCUUCGGCCGUUUCUGUUUGCGCCGUGGACGCCCGCAACUCUCUUCGUCCCGAUUCGUUCCGCCCCAUCGAUUCCACCAUAGUCGCCCUUCGCCAUGGCCGCAGAACGGCUGGAAGAGGUUCCAAAGAGGGCUACCGAUUACAGGGGUGGCGUUUUGCGCUGUCCUGACUCCCGGCGCGUUUCUGGAGCUGGCAGCCGAGGAUGACGACGGGAAUGGGAAGACCCGAGAAAGACAAAUGCUGGAGAUCUCCCGCGAGGAGAUCAGGAAACAGGUCGCGGAAGAUGCAAAGGGACUGGAAAGAUUGCGACAGUCGUUGUAUAUCUACUGGUGCAGUUACAUAUAUGAGCCGAUCGCUACAGGUUUCCGAUUUGUUCAUCUGGCUAUGCUCUUCUUGCCGGUUAUCAUCUCGGCCCCGAUUAUCUGGUUUGGAAGGCGAGUCGAUGGUCGUCGAAAUGUUCGGUCUGGGACUUUAUGGUGGUAUAGAUUCCUCGUCAGCUCGAUGGAAAGGGCAGGUCCAGCUUUCAUCAAGCUUGGGCAAUGGGCCGCAUCACGCAGCGAUAUCUUUCCCCCGGAAUUGUGCAGUAUCAUGUCGUCUCUUCAUUCCAAUGCACCGGCACACUCAUUGCGCGACACCAAAAAGACGAUAAGCAAGGCUUUCCAUGGCAUACCAUUCGAGGACAUAUUCGAGGAGUUCUAUGAAGAACCGUUAGGCGUGGGCGCCAUUGCACAAGUCUACAAAGCAAAACUUAAACGAAACCUGGCGGCCAGUGUCGAGAGCACCCUUCCACCGGAGCCACAAAGCUUACGGGGCAAAGUUCGGAAAAACGUGGACGUGUUGGUCAAGAGCACUCCCCAGCGGGUGCCGUCGUCUUAUGUGGCUAUCAAAGUGCUACAUCCUAAAGUCGAGCGUGUGAUCCGGAGGGACCUCAGGAUCAUGUCGCUAUUUGCCUCGCUGAUCAAUGCUCUCCCGACCAUGAAUUGGCUGUCUCUCCCGGACGAGGUCCACCAGUUUGGUGAGAUGAUGAAGCUCCAGAUGGAUCUCCGGAUCGAAGCGACGAAUCUCGCCAUCUUCCGCGAGAAGUUCAAAUCCCGCACUACCGCCUGGUUCCCCUAUCCUUAUAUGGAUUACACAACCCGGGAAGUACUCGUGGAAGAAUUCGCGCAAGGUAUUCCACUGUCGACCUUCUUGGACGUAGGUGGAGGUGUCUACCAGCACGAGAUAGCCAGUGAAGGCUUGGACGCGUUCCUGCACAUGCUCUUGAUCGACAAUUUCGUCCACGCAGACCUGCACCCGGGAAACAUCAUGGUCCGUUUCUACAAGCCCAACGAGCUGGACCUCUCGCUCCACAAACGCACACGGGCGUCUGAAGCUCCAACCAAAGCGGAGGUCGAUGUGACCGAGACCGUGCUCAGGCGGUUGAGGCCCCAUAUGCAUUGCCGAGAAGAUUGGGAGAGCGUCCUCAAUCAGCUGAACCUGGAAGGAUAUCGUCCGCAGUUGAUAUUCAUCGACACCGGCUUGGUGACCCAACUCGACGACACCAACCGACGCAAUUUCCUCGACCUCUUCCUCGCAGUCGCAGAGUUCGACGGGAUUCGCGCAGGCGAGCUCAUGGUCGAGCGAUGUCGCCAACCCGACGCAGUCAUCGACCCCGACGUCUUCGCCGUGCGAAUGGAACACCUCGUCCUAAGCGUAAAGUCACGAACAUUCGCCCUCGGCAACGUAAAAAUCGGCGACGUGCUGAGCGAGGUGCUCUCCAUGGUACGGAGCCACCACGUGAGGCUCGAAGGCGACUUCGUCAACGUUGUCAUCUCCAUCCUGCUCCUCGAAGGCAUCGGGCGCCAGCUCGAUCCCAAUCUAGAUCUAUUCAAGAGGUGGGUCGAUGAUACCUCGUUUCUGCUACUGACCAUAGGUCUCGAAUCGCUGGGUUCUAUCUAGUUCCGUCUGAUUGACUUUGUGUGCUUGCUUGCUAGUGCCCUUCCUAUCCUGCGCACACUUGGCUCAAAGACAACCUUCCUCCGAAACGUCCGAUCCGGCAAUACUUCUAUACUCCGCGUGUGGGUCGGUCUCGAAGCCCGUGGAAUGCUCCAAGCCAGUAUCGAGAGUGUGGA
This is a messenger RNA of Aspergillus campestris IBT 28561, 2174 nucleotides long. RefSeq names its product ABC1 kinase family protein. The record is from RefSeq and is a predicted model, not a curated record. Bases 49 to 2001 code for a protein of 650 amino acids. Gene Ontology annotation, cellular component: mitochondrion. The transcript has 2 exons. NCBI's taxonomy places the organism in Eukaryota, Fungi, Ascomycota, Eurotiomycetes, Eurotiales, Aspergillaceae.